UUCUGACAUAUGCCUUUUAACAUUGUAUUAAAGCAAGUAUUCCUUUAAUAAACUUAUCAAGACAAAACACUUUAAAAAUAUUAAUACAAUGACUGAGAAUGAGGAUAUUGGUUCGUGCGAUUUUGCAAAUGUGUUGGAGGUUGAUACUGAGUUUGCUCCAGAACCAGAUCAAUUGGCCCUUCUUCCUCCUAAUCAUCCGCUUCUGCACAAGUUUCAAAUCUCACUAAAGGAUCAUCUAUUACGUACUAAACAUGAGCUUGAAAAUGAAAUCGCAGAAAUUAAAUAUCAAGAAAAACUAAAACAGCAACGACGAGAAGAGGAAGGUCUGGCAUUGUAUGAUAUGCAACAAAAAAUGAGUAUUCAAGAGGAACAAAUAAGGGAAAUAUCAGUAAUAAUAGAGAAGCACUUGCUAAAUCGCCAAGACGAAGAAUUUUGUGUUAACUCUUUAAAAAGAGAAUAUGAAGAGAAGGUUAAGCUUACAAAAAUUAAAAAAACAUUAUAUCAUGACCAAAUGGUGAAACUCGAAGACUUGCAAAGUCUGAGUAGUAAUAUUAAAAAAUGGGCAUGUGACGUAGAAGAUGAAGUUAAAAAUGCUAAACGUAUUGUUAGCAGGGAUGCGCAGCUGCAAAAGCAACUGUCUCGGGAAAAACGAAAAUCGGAUAUACUUUUUUACCGUCUAGAUAUGGAAGUUAAAAAAACAGAAGCAGAAUUGAGCUCAAUUUAUGAAGAAGAAAUAAAUAUGAAAGAUGUUGUGAAUAUUUUAAAUAUGAGCAUAUCGGACGCUAAUACAGAUCUGGAAGUAUUGCAAAGUGAACAUAAGCGCCUCACACAAGCAUGGAGUGAAGUUAUUAUAGCAAUCCAGUUGAGGGACAACAUUUUGUUUCAAGUUCAAGAAACAAUGAGAAAGCACAAGGAGUCAAUUCAACUUAACUUUGCUGGAAUUGAAGCAAUUAAAAAACAAAUUGGGAAGGAGAUUGAACUACAGAGCAAGCUGGAAUCAUUUAAGCAACGACUGGCCGAUGAAACAAGUUCACUAAGACGAGACUGUAAGUAG
Drosophila kikkawai is the source of this 1054-nucleotide messenger RNA. The record is from RefSeq and is a predicted model, not a curated record. NCBI's taxonomy places the organism in Eukaryota, Metazoa, Arthropoda, Insecta, Diptera, Drosophilidae.